Messenger RNA from Prosopis cineraria, 1869 nucleotides. Its product is annotated as 2-oxoglutarate-dependent dioxygenase 11-like. The record is from RefSeq and is a predicted model, not a curated record. Lineage: Eukaryota; Viridiplantae; Streptophyta; Magnoliopsida; Fabales; Fabaceae. Bases 382 to 1512 code for a protein of 376 amino acids. The transcript is spliced from 3 exons.
UGAGCACUAAAAACAUCUUGCCUUGUCAGUGAUUUAUCCGACCAAUAUCUACAUAAAUAUAUACUCCCUCUUAUUCAAAAUGUAAAAAUUCUUGUUCAAUUAAUUUUGGUUUAAAAUAUAAGUAACCUAGCUAGUAUACAUAAAAAAAUUUCAUUUUACUCAUUAUAUUUAUCAACUUUAAUAUUUUUAUAAAUAUAUUUCUCACUCAUCAUAAAUUAUAUUAAUAAUUGGAACUAAAGAUAAAAAAAUAAUAUAUAUUUUGAUGAAAAUAAAAACUUUAUUAGUAUACUAAUUUUUAUUAAAAAUUGUUUAUAUUUUGAAGGAGAGUGAGUAUAUAUUAGACUCAUAGCCACAAGCAUAAUCGAAUAAUUACCUAGGAACAUGGAGAGAGACAACGUAUGCUACCACGAAAGCAGCUUCGUAGACGGAGAGGGAAAGCUUAGAACCUUGAAAAUCCCAGUGGCUCAAGAGCUUGCUCGCCGAGGACUGACACAAUUGCCUCAUAACUUCAAGAGGUUCCACCAUCCAACCCCAACCCCAACUGCCUCCCACCCUAUCCCCACCAUCAACUUAGCCAUAUUGAACCAUGCCUCCCAGGCCAUGGCCCGACCACAAGAGUUAGCCAAGUUAGCCCAAGCUGCUCACCAUUUUGGUCUCUUCUUGAUCCUAGAUCACGGGAUUGCGAAGGAAGUAGUGGAAGGAGCAAUAGAAGCAGUGAGAAAGUUCUUUGAGUUAAGUUAUGAAGAGAAGAAAGCCAGCGUAGGAACUUACAAUGACGUAGAUAAUAUGGGGUAUGGUAGAAACUUCACAGUAAAGUCGCAAGAUCAAGUAUGGGAUUGGGUUGAUCGUUUGACUCUAAGAGCACAUCCUCCUGUUACUCAUCAUGAGGGAAUCCAUGUUUGGCCUCUCAACCCAUCCAAUUUCAGAGAAGCAGUGGAAGCAUAUGUGGGAGAUGUGAGAAGAGUGAUGGAUUCAGUACUUGUGAACUUAGCAGAAGCUCUGUCACUUGAAAACGACGAUGCGUUUCUCAAAUACUUCAACCCCAAAGACAGUGAGAUCAAACUCAGAGUUAACUUUUACCCACCAUGCCCUUCCCCAGACCUAACCCUGGGUCUCAAUCCUCACUCGGACCCAAGCGCUCUAACCCUCCUCUCGCAGUUCGGCUCGAGCCGUGGCCUGCAAGUGUUCAACAAGGAGGACCGAACCUGGCUCACUGCGUCAUGGCCACAGGACCAGUUGCUGGUGAUCGUGGGAGACUUGCUCGAGAUCAUGAGCAAUGGGAAGCUCCAAAGCACAUGGCACAGAGCUGUUCCUCUCAGGAACGUCGAACGCGGCUCCAUUGCUUUGUUCUACACGCCACCACCAACAACCCUAAUUGAGCCUCUUGUGGCUUCCGAUGACGAUCAGGAUGAAGCAUACAGGAAGGUGGUUGUGGAGGACUAUGUCAAGCAUUACUACAAGGUUAGUCCUACUGUGGAGAAAAUGGCUAUCAACUUCGCUAAGCUCGAGUAAUUAUGUGUUUGAUCCAGUGAACUAUACCUCAUUUUCUAGCAGCUAAUUAAUAGAGAUUUGUAUGAGUCUGUUGUUUAGUCCAACAGUACGUGGACAGAUUAAUAUGUGUGGGUCUUUGAUGUCCAUAUAAGAUAGGCUUCCACGCUUCAACCGACAAUCUUCAAAGAGCAGAGAUAAGAUCAUCAGAGGCGUAUGAUAAGGAGUCGAAUGGCAAUCGUCCAGCUGCUCCAAAGUCUGAAAUGGUCCAUGAGUCUUUAUUAUAAGUUGUAGAAUUAAAUAAGAUUUCUCAGAAGCAUCAAGAACGAAUUAUGUUUUAUUCACUCGGUGGGAUGUUUAUAAAAUACUCAUUUUUAAGUA